Messenger RNA from Parnassius apollo (apollo), 402 nucleotides. The record is from the annotation of a GenBank genome assembly. Lineage: Eukaryota; Metazoa; Arthropoda; Insecta; Lepidoptera; Papilionidae.
AUGUUUAAGCUCUGGUUCUACGGCGCGCACAGAGUAAUGAAACCGCAGAGAAGACAAGUGGGAAAUGUAUCCAAUACCGCGAACUCGACAGUGGUGGCGGAGAGUAAGAGUAAGCCGAGCGUUAUUCAGAGUAGCCCGAAACCCCAACAGCAUAUCUUGCGUCAAGUACUCAGUCAGCAGCCGGUUAUGGUUGGCAACACUAAAAUAGGUGACAAGGAGAUGGUAGUCAAUCAUCCUGUUACAGAGAAGCCGCCAACUCCGAAGCCACCACUGAUACCACCACCGGCUCCAACGCCUUCCUCUUUCUCAGCAGAUGACACUCCUUGGAUAUGUCACUGGAAAGGAUGUGGAAACGAUCUCCAACUCACGUCGACACGCAGCCGCAGAAGCGGAGGCGAGUAA